GGGCGGCCUACAUGGCGAUGCAGGCGCCGCUCAACGAGACCAUCAACGACUUCUGGCGGACCGUUUGGGAGCAGGAGUGCGCGAUGAUCGUCAUGCUCGUCAACACCUGGGAGCGGGGCCAGGAGCAGAGCUGCGAGUACUGGCCCCUGGAGAUCGGCGUCCAAGUCGGCAAUCUCGUCGUCGAGCCCAUCACCGAGUACAACAUGGAGUACUACGUCCUACGGGAGUUCCGACUUAGUGAUGUUCAGGUGGGCGUGUCUUUCAAGAGGUCACUAAAGUUAUCACUUUUUGAGUAUCAAGACGCUUGAUAAUUCGUCUUUUUGGAUAAUUUAUUCAAAAAAUCAUGUUCGUUUUCGGCUCAGUGUUGUUUCUAAAGAAAUGGAAAAGUGUAUUUUUCCUUAAGUUAUCACUUAAGUUAUUCUCAUUUUACUCUUAACAAUUUCAGACCGGACUCUCAAGAACCGUCCGCCACUUCCAGUUCACCGAAUGGCCGGAGAUCGGCCGGCCCGAGACCGCCGAGCACUUCAUCGACUUCAUCCAGCAGGUCCACCGGGCCAAGUCCCAAUUCGGCGUCGAAGGCCCGAUCGCGGUCCACUGCAACUCGGGCGCCGGCCGCUCGGGCGUCUUCAUCGCCCUGGCCGUGAUUAUCGAUCGGAUGCGAGCUGAACACAUCGUCGACGUCUUCACGACGGUUCGUUUUGGAAAAAGUCUCCUCUCUAGCAGGCUGAAGUAAGAGAGCAUGAGAACGACAGAGACGCAGAUCUCUCUUUUCUCUGGCGUCUCUGAAGGCUCUCAUGCUCUCUAACUUCAGUAGAGCCUUUUCAGCUCCCAAAAUCGGAAAUUUUUAGCUUUAAAUUUCGCUAACGAUUUAAAAAAAUCUUAUCUCGAGUAGGCCUGAGCUAGAGAGCAUGAGAGUCCAGAGAAACGAGAGAUAUGCGUCUCUGUCGUUUCCACGAUCUCUAGCUUCGGCAGAGCCUUUAGAGUUACCAAAAACCAGAAAUUUUUGGCUUGAAAUCUCGAAAACGAGUUUUAGAAAAAAAUUUUCUCAAGCGGGCUAAAUUAAGAGAGCAUAAGAGCCUUCAGAGAGGCCAGAGAAACGAGAGAUAUGCGUCUCAGCCGUUCCAAUGAUCUCUAACAUCAAUAGAGCCUAUUCAGCUCCCAAAAUCGGAUAUUUUUAGCUUGAAAUUUCGAAAACGAUUUAAAAAAUCAAAUCUCCAAGAGGCCUGAGCUAGAGAGCAGGAGAGUCCAGAGAAACGAGAGAUCUGCGUCUCUGGCGUUCCCACGAUCUCGAACAUCAGUAGAGCGUGUUUUCCAAAGCUUUCAAUUUUGAAGCUCAAGAAAACAGAUAAUCAUACUUUUCAGGUGAAACAACUGCGAACGGAACGACAGAACAUGGUGCAGGACCAGGAGCAGUACAACUUCCUCUACCAGGCCGCCUUCGAAUACCUCGCAUCCUACGACCAUUUCUCGCCUUGA
Messenger RNA from Caenorhabditis auriculariae, 1476 nucleotides. The record is from the annotation of a GenBank genome assembly. NCBI's taxonomy places the organism in Eukaryota, Metazoa, Nematoda, Chromadorea, Rhabditida, Rhabditidae.